AUGCAUCAUUUCAGAUACUCAAAAAGGAAGUGCUAUGUCAGCCAUUUUUUUAGUGGGCUUUGCUUGUCCACGACUGUAACCGCGUUGUUCUCGCUUCCACAUUCAGAGCCUAUCGCUUUGGACCGUCUCAUAGAUCCAUCGACGCGUCGUACCUUCAAGAAACAGAAGUACUCAAUUCCGACAUGGCUUUCUUCACCUCAGCUUCCACCCAGCAUCUUGUUCCACGCGCCUUCCGCACCCAUACGCAAACGGAGCAAACGCGUUCGAUAUCGUUCCUUUCGUCGGACCUCGAGCCUUCCUUCCAUCCAAUGUCUCGCUCAAUUCUCCCCCUCGGAAAGACCUCGAUUUGAUGCCCGACUGAACCUUUGGACAUCUCUCGACGUUCAGAACUUCCGACGCAACGAUUUUCAGUCAGCAACGAAACCAGAGUUUUCUUCCCCCAUGGAUGUCGAUACUUCCUAUGUUAUUGACAUGGCAUGCACCUGUUUCAUUUCAACCCGUUCCACACCAUAG
Laccaria bicolor S238N-H82 is the source of this 513-nucleotide messenger RNA. RefSeq lists its product as uncharacterized. NCBI's taxonomy places the organism in Eukaryota, Fungi, Basidiomycota, Agaricomycetes, Agaricales, Hydnangiaceae. Bases 1 to 513 code for a protein of 170 amino acids. The record is from RefSeq and is a predicted model, not a curated record. The transcript is spliced from 4 exons.